AUGACGACUGAAGAAAAUUCGCAAUCUUCGGAUAUAACGAAAAAAAAUGGUGAUGCAGAUGAUGAGAGACAUGAACAUGAUGAUGAUGAAUCAACAAAAUCUGAAACAUCUUCUGCACAACCGGUUAGACGAUCGCGUUUUUUUCGUUCGAAACGAAAACAACGUUUAAAUGAAGAACAGUCUCAUCAUGUCGAAACCAAUGAUGAUGACGAUCAUAACACUUCUCUUGCUGAACCACCAACUGAGUCUUCCAAAAAUUCACAACAAACUUCUGAAGAAAAUCCGUCAACUGAACCCGAUGAUUCAUCAGUUGUUCCCACAACAACUAAAAGGCGUUCAUUAUCACCUCCGCCUCCACUUCCGUCUAAUGAUGAUGAUGAUGAUACUACUACUGAACAAGAUACCAGUGGAAGUUCAGAAGAACCACCAAUUUUUACAUGUCCAAUUGAUGAUAUAGAUGCGGAACGUGAAGCUUAUCUAGCCAACAGGAAAGCUCAUGAAUUAAAAGCACUGGCUCAGUCGCGACCGUCACUCCCAACAGUUUUCUCUGGCUAUCAGCGAAAAAAAUCACAAUCAGUCAAAUUAGUACGUCUUGAUCCGUUUGAUGCGUGUCCGAAGAAGAAUGUUCGAUUUGCUGAUGACUUUGGUCUUGAUUUGAGUCAAGUUAAGGUGAUUAAAUCCGAUGAACUACCUCAUGUGCCGAGUGCUGCUUUCAAAGAUUUACAUAUCAGUAACGAAGAUAGUGCAACGAAUGCUUAUCAAGAACGAACGAAGAUCAUCACAUAUUUGGAACAACAAUUCGAAAAUCCACUUCAUUCCCAUGGUUUCGAUGAUCGUGUCUCACGUCAUAAAGUUGUACUCGAACAAGCAAAUGCGAUUGAUAAUCGAAUCUACGGAACAAUCAAAAUCCUUUCCUUCGGUUUUAAUAAACGCGUUAAAGUUCGCUUAACAGUGGACAAUUGGAUGAGUUAUAUCGAUCAUGACGCAACAUAUAUUCUCGAUUCCUUCGAUGGUACAUAUGAUCGAUUUACAUUUACAUUAGAAAUUGCUCGAGAUCGAAUAUGCGUGGGAAAUAAUAUUCAAUUCUGUAUCGGUUAUGAAUCUUAUGCUGGACCCGAGUACUGGGAUAAUAAUUAUCACCAAAACUAUCGAUUUGAUUGUAUUUCAAGGACGAUACCUGAUUACAGUAGUUAG
Molecule: messenger RNA, 1194 nt
Organism: Adineta ricciae
Lineage: Eukaryota; Metazoa; Rotifera; Eurotatoria; Adinetida; Adinetidae
Source: the annotation of a GenBank genome assembly